CGUUCAUCGACAAUGAUUCUCUUAAUAACAAUCACGAUUUGUUCUAUUGAAAUCACUAAUGCGUUUCCAAAAUUUGAUGGUGAUUAUGUAGUUGCUGAAACAGAUCAAGGAAAAUUACGGGGUCGUAUUGAUAUGAAUUAUUGGAAUGAACCAUUUUUCAGUUUUGAAGCAGUACCAUAUGCUCAGCCUCCAAUUGGGAAACUACGAUUUAAAGCACCCCAACCUCCGUUGCCAUGGGAAGACGACAUCCGUGAUGCUGUAGAACCAGGACCUGCCUGUGUUCAAUUCAAUGGUCAAGGAUCUGAAGACUGUUUAAUUUUGAGUAUUCAUUCCAAAAUGGAAAAUGAAAAACUAAUUUCGGGAGCUUUACGACCAGUAAUGGUUUGGAUUCAUGGCGGAUCUUUUAAAUUUGGAUCAAUUUCCAAUAAUUUAUAUGGACCUGAAUUUUUAGUACAUGAAAAUAUUGUUUUGGUCAAAAUUCAAUACCGUAUGAAUAUUUUAGGGUUUUUAAGUUUGCAGAAUGAGGACGUUGGAGUGUCCGGUAACGCUGGGUUAAAAGAUCAGGUAAUGGCUUUAAAAUGGGUACAAAAAAAUAUUGAAAAUUUCGGCGGUGAUCCUAAUCAAGUGACAAUAUUUGGAGAAAGCGCUGGUGGUGCUUCAACACAUUUAUUAUACUUAUCACCAAUGGCCAAAGGAUUAUUCCACCGUGUGAUUGCACAAAGUGGUUGUGGUUUGGAUCCAUGGGUAUUUAGCAAAGUUGUUCCACAAAAAAACUUUUUUGAAAUGGUUGAUUGUGGCAAAGAUGACCUCAAAGACGUUUUGGAAUGCUUGGAAAAAGUUCCAGCUGAUCAACUAGUUAAAAAGCAAAGAGAACUGAAAUUCAAAACGAAACAAGACUUUUUGGUUGUAAUUGAAAAUUCGAUGACAGAGGAAACAUUUUUAUCCGAAAAUGUUGAGGCAAUGAUUAAACAAGGGAAUUUUAAUCAAAUACCGUUUUUAGCUGGCUAUGUUCCACAAGAGGGUGCAUUCUUAUAUGACAAGGGACUAGGAAUGAAAAAAGGGAACAAUCCUCUCAAGGAAAAUUUAAUACCAAAGAUCGUUAAUAUCGAUUUAAAUUCAGAUGAAGCGAAAAAAUUGAAUGAUAAAAUAAAAGGUUUUUAUUUCAAAAAUCGUAACAGUACAGAGGAAAUUAUGGACGGUUACAUAGCUUACUUAUCAGAUUAUGCAAUAACUGAAAGAUUGUACACUGUUACUAAGUGGCAUGCAUUAAAAUCUACGGCACCCGUUUACUAUUAUAAAUUUAAUUAUGACACAAGUUUAAAUUUACGUGUGAAAAUAUUUCCACAAAAUUAUGUCACUCAUGCGGACGAUCUUGCUUAUUUAUUCACAAAAAAUAGAACGCCAAAAAAAUUAUCUGAAACUUCCAUUGAAAUGCAAGGCAUAAAAAGAAUGAUCAAAAUGUGGGCUCAAUUUGCUAAGACGGGUAAUCCAAAUCCACUACAAUUUGAAGAUGAGCAGUAUACUGGUCAUGUAGAAUGGAAACCAGUGACUGCUGAUAAUUUUUACUAUUUAAUCAUUCAACCAAGUUUGGAACUGGCUGAGAAUCCUGAAGAAGAACGAAUGAAAUUUUGGGAAAAUUUAUGGAUAUUAGAAAGUAGUCGAAAUUGA
Messenger RNA from Chrysoperla carnea, 1668 nucleotides. RefSeq names its product esterase E4-like. Bases 13 to 1668 code for a protein of 551 amino acids. Lineage: Eukaryota; Metazoa; Arthropoda; Insecta; Neuroptera; Chrysopidae. The transcript has 7 exons. The record is from RefSeq and is a predicted model, not a curated record.